Molecule: messenger RNA, 582 nt
Organism: Mercurialis annua (annual mercury)
Lineage: Eukaryota; Viridiplantae; Streptophyta; Magnoliopsida; Malpighiales; Euphorbiaceae
Product: putative F-box/LRR-repeat protein At3g58880
Exons: 2
Coding region: 1-582 (193 amino acids)
Molecular function (GO): protein binding
Source: RefSeq, a predicted model, not a curated record
AUGGCGGCGGAAAUUGACAAGCUGUGCGAAUUAUCAGAAUAUCUUAUUCAUUAUGUGUUCUCUUUUUUGAACACAACUGACGUAGUCAAAACCUGUAUUUUGUCCAAAAGAUGGACGUUCAUGUUGGCUUCUUGUCCGUUUCUUACUUUCACUUUCUGCCCAACUAAGUCGCGCACAAACGAAACCUCUUAUAUUAACUUUGUUCAACAGGUUAUUUUUCGAAGAGGUUGUGUCCCCAUUACUAAUUUUGUCUUUAAUUCAUAUGUUGACGCUGAAGUUGGUGUGAUUCAAUCAUGGGUUUGUUAUGCUAUUAAGCAUAAGGUUCAGCACCUCACAUUACAACUUAUUUGCCGUCAAAUGUCCUUUGAGCUCCCUGAUUCUUUCUACUAUCAAGGAGUUAAAAGGAUCAGUGUAAUGGCGGUGGAAAUUAACAAGCUCCGCGAAUUACCAGAAUAUCUUAUUCAUUAUGUGUUCUCUUUCUUGGACACAAUUAACGUAGUCAAAACCUGUAUAUUUGUCCAAAAGAUGGAUGCUCCUGUGGGCUUCUUAUCGGUUUCUUACUUUCACUUUCUGUCCAACUGA